AGCUGCGGGGAAGCAGUGCCCGCGCCGGGUGGCGAGCAAGAAAGACGGGCAUCAUGAGGCGCCAGCUGGGAUGGGAGUAGGAGCCGCGGGUGCAGCGAAGCAGGAGGACCAGCGCCCAGCGGCCGCAGCAGGAGCUCCCCUGAAGCACCAGCCGCUUCCGAAGCGCGCCCUUCGGCUUCGCCCGCCCCGUCGCGCCGCGCCCCAGCCGGGCCGCCCUCGCCUGCAGUUCCCUCCCGGCCGUCCGCACCAUGAACACCACCACCCUCGUCUUCGACCAGCUCAGCGGCCAAGUGCUCUUCGACGGCGGCGCCAAGGAGCAGGAGCGGGGCGGCAGCCGUCCCUAUGCGGCGGUCCUCGACGUCUCGCCCCACCCGGAGGUGUUCAUCCCCGACAGCCCGUCCAUGAAGGACAACCUCAGCCUUCGCCACAGGAGGACUGGCACCCGGCAGAACAGCGGGAAGGUGAGGCACAAGCGCCAGGCCCUGCAGGACAUGGCGCGCCCGUUGAAACAAUGGCUGUACAAGCACCGAGACAAUCCGUACCCCACUAAGACGGAGAAGAUCCUGCUGGCUCUUGGUUCCCAAAUGACUCUGGUACAGGUAUCAAACUGGUUUGCCAAUGCACGGCGUCGCCUGAAAAAUACUGUCCGGCAGCCAGAUCUGAGCUGGGCUUUACGGAUAAAGCUGUACAACAAGUAUGUUCAAGGAAAUGCUGAAAGGCUUAGUGUCAGCAGCGAUGAUUCAUGUUCAGAAGAUGGUGAAAAUCCUCCAAGAAGCCAUAUGAACGAAGGGGUAUACAACACACCAGUUCAUCACACUGUAAUUAAAACUGAAAGCUCAGUAAUAAAAUCUGGAGUUCGACCAGAAGGAAGUGCCAAUGAGGAUUACGUAUCACCCCCCAAAUACAAAAGCAGCUUGUUAAAUCGCUACCUGAAUGACUCAUUGAGACAUGUCAUGGCCACAAAUGCAGCCAUGAUGGAAAAAACAAGGCAAAGGAACCACUCGGGUUCGUUUAGCUCCAAUGAAUUUGAAGAGGAACUGGUGUCUCCAUCAUCCUCUGAGACUGAAGGCAAUUUUGUCUACCGAACAGAAACUCUGGAGAAUGGCCCUAACAAGUGUGAAAGUGCAGCUAACAGAAAGAGAUCAAACAAAGAUGAAACAUACUGGAAGGAGAUCAACGCAGCAAUGGCCUUAACAAACCUUGCACAAGGAAAAGACAAACUGCAGGGCACGACCAGCUGCAUCAUUCAGAAAUCGUCGCAUAUAUCAGAAGUAAAGACUGUCAAAGUGCCACUAGUACCACCGUUUUAGAGAGCCGUUACUUUUUCUUCUGCCUCAAGCGGACUUUUUUUGUGCCACAGCUUUCCCCAUUAAGUCGGACUUGGCGACCUGAAGCAAGCGUUAAAAAACAGGUUCCUUUCGUAUUGUGGUCAGUAAAAAUAACGAAGAGCUCCGUUCAACAGGAAGCUCUCCAGUACAAGCACCACGUUCUUGCAUGGCUCCCAUUCAGUUUAGUAGCGCUUGAGCUGGACAGCUUCCUCGGGUAUUUUACCCAAGCACGGUAACCAAGAAACGCUCCUGCGGGCUCAAGUUUUGUUAAGUAUAAAAUCAUUUCUAUAAAGGGCAUGUAAAUUAUGAGGGGAAAGUUUUCUCCCAUUUUUUUAAAAAAUCAAACUAUUAACUUCACAUUAAGCGUCUGCAUAGCUAUAACACAUAAGUGCCUUGCUUUCUUACAAUAAGCUAAAACGUGGGCUCAGCCCAGGACAGCUGUGCCUCAAAGUAUCAGCGCCAUAACGCUUCACCUUUGCAUGUAGUUUCAUAUGCAUCCUGGCCAGUUGAAAGCUGACCUCAAAAAGGGGAGAAAGAGAAACAAACCCUGGAGUGUUAGUGCACUAGUUGCCUUCUAUGAAUUACAGACUGGUAAAUCUUCGCAGUGAAAUCGCUGCAUCUGAUUACGGAAAAGUCCACCAUGUCAUCCAACCGAGCACACAAGCCUCUUGUGUGGGUAAAAAAAAUUGCUAUGCAUGUAUUGGUUUUUCUGCCUGCAUUUGCAGUAUUUUUAAUGCCAAAAUAAUUGACUUUGAUAAGUGCAAUACUGUAGAAAGGAACUCAAACGUUUUAAGGAACAUCCUGGUUAUUUAUAUUAGGGGGCUUUCACCUGAGAUUCAAAGCGGUUCUUGUUUCCAAUGCUUUGCAAUGAAACUGUAAAAACUUACGUUGGCCAGAAUAGUCAUUCGCAUAAUUUUUUUCUGUAUUGAAACAAAUCAGAGACUUCGAUAAAUAGCAAGAGAACAACUCCAAGGAGAUUUAAGCCUCGCAUAUGAAUAAUGGUCCAAUUCUUAGCUGUUACAUAAUACAAAAUGUUUUAAAUAUCAGAAGUACCCACUGAAGUCUUGGUUGCAACAAAGCCAUUGGUAAAAUACAGUUAGUAUUUCUUCCUUC
Molecule: messenger RNA, 2441 nt
Organism: Sphaerodactylus townsendi
Lineage: Eukaryota; Metazoa; Chordata; Lepidosauria; Squamata; Sphaerodactylidae
Gene: MKX
Product: mohawk homeobox
Exons: 7
Coding region: 249-1310 (353 amino acids)
Biological process (GO): muscle organ development; cell development; regulation of transcription by RNA polymerase II
Cellular component (GO): nucleus
Molecular function (GO): DNA-binding transcription factor activity, RNA polymerase II-specific; RNA polymerase II cis-regulatory region sequence-specific DNA binding
Source: RefSeq, a predicted model, not a curated record